UGCCUUGGGAGAAGUAACACGGGGCCACACAACUGCAGGUCUACAUCACUGAAACCACGUACACCUCUGAACAGAGGCUUGGUCGCGCGCUCCGGGUGUCUUUGGAUAUAUUGCUGAAACAAAGGAAAUUUAGGCAAUUCGUCCCAUCUGGCUUGAGGUCAGUGAUGGUCCGUUCUGGUUAGAUCCUGCUUCCGAAGAUGUCAGCUACAGAUUCUGACUAUUCCAUUGACUGGCUGGCCAGUGAUGAUGAAGAUAAUGAUAGUGAAUUAGAGCCAGACUGUACCAAAGCACAGGGGAAAACCACACUGCCCAAAACCCCCUCUUUUGGGGUCAUCCAGGUGGUCCAGACUUGUCAGUCACUCACAAAGAGAAAUGGAGAUAAAGGCGAGGUGAACGACAAAGAGAAUAUGAGCUCUCCUGGAAGUUCUCCUUCCAGCUGUGACGGAUCGGAGUACAGCAAGGAUGAGGGGCUUUCUCACCUGGGAAGAGAAGAUCGGUCCAAUUACAGCAAGUGCCCUGAGAGCCCUAAAGGCAAAACGAGGCAGGCAUUGAAAAGAACACGGAGCUCCGUGGUGCUGGAGCAAAGGGAGAGGCAGCUCACACCCGAACAAAUGGAGAAAGACAGGCUAUUCGCAUACAAGUGCUUGGAGCUGCAGUGUUACAUUCAUCCUCUAUCCUCAAUCCUUAAUGGCCUCCGAUCAGGCAGAUACAGAGAACGCCUCAGCACUUUCCAGGAGAGUGUGGCCAUGGACCGCAUCCAGAGGAUAAUGGGGGUCCUGCAGAAUCCAUGCAUGGGAGAGCGAUAUGUCAACAUUAUUCUGAAAAUGGAGGAGAUGUUGAAGAACUGGUUCCCUCACAUAAAACCCCAACGAAACAAUGAAAUCAACACCACAGAGCUUAUGGAAGAGACGACCCUUUCUAAGAAACUCAAGUUGUCUCCAGUUGCAUCUCCCCUGCUCAACACCUUUGCAAACCCCACCACCACAAGUACCCCUAUCAUGGGUAACAAGGCAAUGAGAGUCAGCGACCUCACCCCUCCUGGUCCCUACUCGGCAACCAACCUAAAAUGGCUUCACACGUCACCCAUAUGCUCCCCAACGGCAGAACAGGCUCAGGGGACAGUUCGCAACUAUUUAACAGCGCACAGGGAGAAGGACACAACACAAGACAACUCUGUGUCCUCCAGCACGGACAGUGCGUACACUAAGACAGACUCCACUCCCAACCGAGCACCUCCCGGCAAAAUUAACGCCCCUUGCCUUGAGAGACUCCUUAAAUCCACAGAGAGUAUAAUCACCCAGAAAGGGUCAGUGGGCAUGGCAGCCAGCGGUUGGUCCUAGUCUUACGAAGGGGCUCCGGGAAGAGCCUUGCAAAUGCGUGACUGCCCCCAACUGGUCUGGAGACAGUUGACUCCGGCACAAUUCUUGCCUCCAUUCUAGCCUUGGGGAGAGGCACAAACCACAGCAGAGGGAGUUCAGAAGUUCAGAGCGACACAUUCAGUUACGUUUUGGAGUGUAAUCUUUGUGCGUGUUUAUCGCAACUGAUGUGUACGUCUGCAUCUGUUCCGUUCUGUUGGACUAAAGAUGGAGUUGUAGCAGUGUGUGUGUGUGGUGGGGAUUAGAAAGGUUCUUGAUCUUGUACUUUGAGAUGGUUUCCUUUGGAGUCGAACCCAGAGGAUAAACCUCCCGUGGUGGCAGGAUCCAACAAGACAGUGUUUCAGUAUCUGUGAAAAGCAAAUCUCUAGACAAAACAAAGCAGCCUUUUUUCAGAAAGGGAAGGGAAUAGAGGGAGGAAUUUAUUCUGGGAACACUUCAGAUAUUCCAGCGUGUUAGUGAUCUUUAUUGUAGGUGUGAUUGAAUGUGAAUUUGUUGCUUUAGUUUCCUCUUUAAAUCCACUCUAGAGAGUUGACUGAUGUGACUGUUACUUCUAGCUACGUUUUUGGUACAACGGUUCUACCUCAAUCUGACACAGCAUCUCCGGUAGUGUACAGAUACUGUAAGAACGCACGUACACUUGUAGACUCAGAGCGAGGAAGCCUCAAAAAGUGCAUAAAUGCAGUGAGCCAAACAUCCCUGUCAUGCCAGGGUGUAAGUUGUUUGGUUAGGACUUCAAACAAUAGGCUCCCUUCAAACAAGGAGCCCUGGAGGUGGGACUGGUGCCAUUGUAAAGAAUGUGAACUGAAAGUGAACUUUUUUUUAAGCCUCCCAGUUCAAGGGCAUACAGUGCCUGUCAAUUUGAUGUCAAACUGUGCCUCUUCGCUAAUUUUGAAGGGAGAAUGAGAACCACCAUGAGUACCUGACGCCUCUGAAGGAUGUACAAAAAAAAAUCAGGAACCUUCGAAACUCCUGCCAUUCGUUGUUAUUUUUUUGCUAUCAAGUAAAUUAUUGAAACUCUUGCCAACUACUUCCUGUGGUCAUGUGAGAAAUUGACAUUUCGGUUAGCCACAUCUGGACAAUAUCUAAGAGGGAAAAGGUAUUAACUGUGUACAUAUUUGGAAAAAGUUGUUAAUUUACCCUUGCAAAGUGGCCUUUAUAGUGUAAUAUUUUAUACUUUCAGAAAUAAAUGUGGUUAUAUUUGUUUGCUGUA
Paramisgurnus dabryanus is the source of this 2586-nucleotide messenger RNA. It is a transcript of the gene ciartb, whose product is annotated as circadian associated repressor of transcription b. Gene Ontology annotation, cellular component: nucleus. The record is from RefSeq and is a predicted model, not a curated record. Gene Ontology annotation, biological process: negative regulation of DNA-templated transcription; circadian regulation of gene expression. Gene Ontology annotation, molecular function: RNA polymerase II cis-regulatory region sequence-specific DNA binding. NCBI's taxonomy places the organism in Eukaryota, Metazoa, Chordata, Actinopteri, Cypriniformes, Cobitidae.